UUUAUAAUAUUUUUAACCUGCAGUACAUCCAUUAAUUCUCAACUGAAAUGGGCAAGAUAUAUUCCAGCUUGAGAAGCAGGCUUAUAACUAAGCAGAGCAGUCUAGAGCAACAGCUCCAUAAUGAACUAAUUGAAUUUAACGAAGGCAUUUUAAAGUACUACCUUGAAGAGCAAGAAGGAGCCUCUUAUAAUUCAUACUUUAACUUUGAAGAGUAUGCAGAUGUCAGCCUUUGAAGAGAGGUUAGCACUCUUAAGCCUGUGGUCAAGAGCCUCCAUCUUCUCAGCCUGAAUUAUGUCUGAAAACAUAGCAAACUGAGUUCUAUUUCAUCUCACUGUAAUAGGUUGUUGAGUAGUAUCAAGGCUCAAGUAAUGAAGAAGCUUUACAUUUCUGGUACCCUGUUUGUUAUGCAAGACUUCAGUCCAUAUGCCAGGAACAUUUACAAAGCCAUGAAUGCCACAUGAAAUGUCGUCCAGUUUAGUAGGUUGAGGAUAUCUCACAAAGAGUUCGGACGUAUCUUGGUGUCGGCUCCUGAGAGUUGUAAAUUAAUCUUUGAGCUAUGCCAUAUCACAAUAAACCACUUAGGCUACUUAUAAGCAAUGCGAGAGUAGCAGUCAAGAGUUUAGUUCUAUUCAGGAACUCGAUCACUCAGCCUGAAGAAGACAAUGAGAACUUUGAUAGGCUGGUUGAAAAAAUAGCACAUUCAAGACUAAAUGACAGUCUGACCUUGCUUACUAUCUUCACUGAUAACAUCAUUAAUGACGAAAAUAGUCAUAUCAUGCUGUGGACGGAGACUUUACGAGGUAACAUCACUGUCAGGAUUUAUUAAGCUCAUUUUGAGCACAAGCCUGCUUCAAAGUUAUGACAUCAUAUUCAUGCUCUACUUAUUUUAUCACUGAUUCUGGAGGAGGGCAUCAUUACUUCCAUUAAUCUUUCAAUAGAAUAUU
Messenger RNA from Moneuplotes crassus, 944 nucleotides. The record is from the annotation of a GenBank genome assembly. Lineage: Eukaryota; Ciliophora; Spirotrichea; Euplotida; Euplotidae.